AUGUCAGAUUUCAUUCACGAGCAAAUUGUGCAGCUUAAUCAUGUGCUGUCUGAUCUCUUUCAGAACGUCAACACAAGCAGCAAUGUGGAGAGCAGCCAUGAUCCAAUGGCCGCUUUGGACAUGAACGACCAGCAACUCUUUCUGACAUGCAUCAGUCAAGAAAUCGACCUGUUGACAACUGUACCAGAUAUUUCCGUUGUGGAAAAGUAUCUAAAAUUGUACAUGGAGCACCCAAUACAAGGGGAUUUGGCAUGGCUGUUUGUUGCGAAAUGCACGGUGGCCGUCUAUGGAUACAUGCUGAGCAACACGCUCAAUUCAACCCUGCCGCUUUCCGAGGCUACAAGCUACUGGAAUGGCAUCUACGGCAGCAGACGAUAUGAAACCUACUAUGCCCUGCAAAUUUUACCUAUACGAAUCAGCCAAGUGGGUAUCAAUACCAUCAAAAUGCUGCGCACAACAAGCAUUGAAUCACUGCUGAAGCCGGAGCAGUUGUUUCGAAACAUGUCCCCAAAGCAGCAAAAGUCAUUGCGAUUCUUUAGCAUCAAGCAAAACAAAUUUACCCAGCUGAUUCAUGAAGAGAUACGUCAAAAAUUGCAGCAGCUAGAGCACUACAAGAAGCUGCAAGCAUCGAAAUUAGGCUUGAUGAUGAAACUUGCUCCUUUUACAGCCACAAAAGAUGUGUCGAUGCAAUCUGCGCAGUGCAUCACUAUGAUGAAGAGUACAUUGGGAUUUGAUCAGUUUGAUGUCAAUCAAGUAAUGCAGGCUCAGGCUUCAAAGGGCACCACACUCGAUGUUGCGAAGGGCUUGUUGGACAUCAUACAGGGUUGGGAUCAAUGCCAACUGCAGAUAAACAAUAUCAAGAAUGCGAAUGGACCUCCCUCUUUCAUCACUAAAUACUGGAUUCCCGGGAUUCUGGGUUGUGUUGCUGGUAAUAUGGCAGUGCAACUACUGACAGCUCAUCAAGAAGAUAUUAUAGCAUGGUCAAGGGAAAUUGGCACUACUGCCCGGGACUUUGCUGUCAAUUGGAUUUGGGAACCGAUGUUGCAAGUCUGGGAUACGAUUCGAUUGAAAGAUGAGAGGUUGAGCGUGCUGGGAAAAGAGGGGCUUCGUAGUGAUCUAGACUCUUUAGAGAGAAUGGUGGCUGAAUUCGCUCGCGACCAUUAUCAAUUGCCAGAAGAUCAAGUUGGAGGUUUGAUAAGCCGAGUACGAGAAGGCGAUAUGUCUAUGAUCUUAAAGGCGUACGAAGAGGAAAUCAAGCACCCGUUAAAGAAUGCAGUGAAAGGUGAUCUCAUACAGACACUUUUGAUCCAAGUGCAAAAGACCAAAGUGGAUGUGGAUCUAGCUAUGGCUGCAUUAGACAAGCUAUUGAAAUCGAAUGAAUUGAAUUUUGCAUUCUUGGCCGUGGCUCCUUCAAUGCUACUGACAUGGGCAGCAGUGGCAUGGCUUAGAAGGUGCUAUGAUCAACGCACUGGGCAAAGAAUCGGAAAAACGGGGCUUCCUUUGCGACAAGCCAUAAGACGCUUAGAAAGAUUAUUGACGCUGUCUUACAGCAAAGAAAAUGAAUUGGAUUGCGAAACGCAAGGAAUAUUGUUGUGCGAAGUGCAUCUACUACGAUCUUAUGCCGUCUAUCUUCCCUCUCGAAACUCUAUGCGAGAUUUAUUUAUUGAAGAUUUGCGUGAUCUUGAAAACCCCAAGCUAUCCAUCAUUCAAAAGCUACAGACCAUCAACAGAAUGUGCCGAUCUUGGUCCUUUUUGAAGUACCCUGUUUAA
Molecule: messenger RNA, 1770 nt
Organism: Mucor velutinosus
Lineage: Eukaryota; Fungi; Mucoromycota; Mucoromycetes; Mucorales; Mucoraceae
Product: 40S ribosomal protein
Exons: 6
Coding region: 1-1770 (589 amino acids)
Cellular component (GO): mitochondrial outer membrane
Source: RefSeq, a predicted model, not a curated record